Molecule: messenger RNA, 695 nt
Organism: Pseudocercospora fijiensis CIRAD86
Lineage: Eukaryota; Fungi; Ascomycota; Dothideomycetes; Mycosphaerellales; Mycosphaerellaceae
Exons: 5
Source: RefSeq, a predicted model, not a curated record
CGCCACAACACACCCAUACCUUCUGGAACCAUCACCAGACUUGUCAUUUCGACUGGCCAUACCAUUGACAUGCACCUCAGCAUCAUAUUGUGGCAUUGCAAAGCUCGUGACGCCGGCGUUUGAGCGGCGGAGGGAAAGCAGGUCAGUCACCACUGCGCGACGUCGACACACCACGUACGUAUACCACUCUUUUGGGUAUAAACAUCAAUCCUGGCAGCGGAGCCCCGACCAACGCUGCCACGCCGACGACGAUACCACGCUUUCCAAUACCAAGUACGCCGCACCGAAACGCCUGCUCAAUCUCGAGACCGCGCCAAGAUGGGCCUCAUCAACCAGAUAGUCAAUGGCGACGGACACCAUAAGAAGCUGCAGAGGCGCUCAGGACCAUCUGCGUUCCAGCAAUCCCGCUUCUAUCAGAAGAUGAGGCGAGCAUGGUAUCGCUCCUUCGACCUACCUUUGCCGGAGAACGUCAAAGCCUAUAGGCCGGCGCCGAGACAAGACGGGAUGUAUCGCUAUCCGGCUUGGCAUUUCCAUUGCUUCGAGGGCAGCCGUGAGCUGGAAUAGACUUGCGCCCAGAUGUGAAGGCCGAGGAGCACCUCCGCACCUCGUUGCCGCAAAGAUCCAGUCCAAGGCACCAUAGUCGCCACCAGAGCGAUGUCCGUAGCUCGUCAAUGCAAUAAGCAUCGCCGCUCUCG